Molecule: messenger RNA, 2277 nt
Organism: Cokeromyces recurvatus
Lineage: Eukaryota; Fungi; Mucoromycota; Mucoromycetes; Mucorales; Mucoraceae
Product: rRNA processing/ribosome biogenesis-domain-containing protein
Exons: 7
Coding region: 1-2277 (758 amino acids)
Biological process (GO): rRNA processing
Cellular component (GO): nucleus
Source: RefSeq, a predicted model, not a curated record
AUGUCAAAUGACAAUACAAUUCAUCAAAAUUUAUCAUUCAUUUUAGACAUUAUUGUAAAUCAUCGAUUAUUUGAUGAAUAUACUGAAUCCGAUGAAUCAGGCGUUAUAUAUAGAAAAUGGACAAGUCGUUUAAAUACACUCUUACAAUCAAAAAUUGUAACUGCACAAUGGUGUGGCAUUACUCUUGUUAAAGUGACAUGUCAAAACUCACAUGAAUUACUUUUAGCUAAUGCUAAAAGUUGGAUUGCACAACUUUUAGGUUUUGUGGGUAAAUCAGUACCAACACCUAUCUAUCAAGAGUCAAUCGAAACACUUUCGUUUUUAUUUUCAUAUACUGUAGAUAAGCCAGAAUUACAAAGAGAAGUUGCUACACCCAAUCUUCAAAGAUAUAACCAAUUACUACUUCAAUUAGGUCGCAAACAGGAUUUAUUGCCAACUGUAUUAUCAGCAUUAACUACCAAUGUAAAAUGUUUUCCUUCAACAGCACGACAUAUUUCAGAGCAAUGCCUUCAGCUUUGUCUAUCCUGCUUAGAUGGCUCUAGAGAUUUAGAUUUAAAGACAAUCAAAGAAGCUAAUAAGUUAUUGGUUUCGUUAUAUCAUGCUGGAGGCAAAUCAGUUAUGGCAGAUCAAUGGAAAGAAAGCUUAUUAAAAUUAAUUGGCUCAAUUCAUGAUUGCUUAAAUAGACUAUUUGAUACAGUAGAUGAAGAAAGCCAAGAAUUUGAAUUACAAAAAUCCUAUCCUUUCCUCCCAGUAUCAUCUGAUUAUGCAGAAGCCUUUCCUAUUUUACUUAAAAGAAUUCAACUUUUACAAGAUUGUAUAUCUACCUUUUUAACAACCUCUACAUCUAUUGCCGUAGGUGUGCCCAUAGUACAUUUAAUCGAUCUUAUUUGCCGUAUCUAUAAUGUUUUUGAAGGAUCAUUGAUGCGUGAAUUUAAAGACAAAGACGAAUUCUUUACAUUAGUAAUGUGUCUGCCCACUUUACAUUUAAGUACAAGUAAAAUGUUCAGUAGUUUAUUGUAUUGUUCUGGAAAAGAAAUGAUGGGCUAUAGUAAACUUCUUUCAAGAAUUUUACUCCGUCUUUUAAACGAGCAUAAGAACAAGAGAACAUUAAAGAUAUCUGUAUACAACUUAAUCUCGUUAUGUUUAGAGAAAUGUGGAUAUGUGUUUGCUGAAAUUAUUCAUAAACCAUUGAUAUCCUCUGUCUUGAAAGAUCUUCAAAUAAUCGAACAUAAAUCAGCUAAUAUUGUAGCCUCAACACAGCAGCAAAAAAAAUCACAUAAAAAGAGAAAGACAGAAAUCACAAAUUCUGACUCCUUAACAAGUAAGCUUGUUUCUGCUGCAUCAACAGAUGUUCAAGUUGCAGGUCUUCAAGCAUUGGCUACAUUACUUGAUAUAUAUGGUUUUUCAAUGGAAAAUGGUCAAAGAGCAUCUGUUGAUGGCACAAUUUUAAGUCGAUUGAUUCAAGUAGUUCACCCCUCUGAUAUGUCAAAUGAAGAAAUUAUACUUGUUAAAGCUGAACUUUACCAAUGCCUAUUAUCAUCUUUGAUGCAUCCCAUUGAAACACAAGCAAGUAUUCUUCCUCAUGCAUGCCGUCUUUUCUCAGCUGGUGUAAAUGAGCAAUCACAUCAAUUACAGCUUAUUUGUAAAAAGGGUCUUGCUAUUUGUGAUCUUAUUAUGCAUACUAGAUUACCUCCUAUUCAACGCACUAUGCCAAAUAGUUCGCCCGUUGUAGUUGUUACAACUGCUCAAGGAAUAAGCGAAGAAGAAAAAGAGAUUGAUGAAGAGGAAGAGGAAGAGGAUGAGAAAAAGAUAGAAAAUGAAGAAGAAAACAAGAUAAUAUUAGAGCCUGUUGUAGAAGACAAAAAUGAGAAAGUGAAAGAAGUGAAAGAGAUAAAGAAAGAUAUUAACUAUGAAAAAGUAAAGCCUAUAGAAAAUGUAAACAUCAAACCUAUUGUGUUACCUACUACUACUACUACUACUACUACUACUACUACUAAGGAUUCUGAUCUUGAGAAGCAAGCUCCUGUGAAUUUAUUAGAAAAAACAUCACUUGAAACUAAAUCUUCCACAAUAACAACAGUAGUUUCUCUAAACAAUGAUGUCACUCCUUCAAAUAAUUCAGAACUUGAAACGAAUAUUACUACAAGUAAUAAAGAUGUUAAUGCUAAUGUCACUAUUUCUAUUAGUGAUGAUGACAUGGAUUUAGACAUGGAAAUUCCUAUGAUUGAUAUGACUGGACCUGAUAGCGACAUUGAUGGUGAUGAUGAUGAUGAAUAA